ACGAGUGGCAGCCGCGGCAUUGCAACUGUCAGCUCGGACGCUGUUUUUUGCUCAAAGUGCAGUUUAUGGUUUGCGAUUUUCUCCUGGAUGGUAACGUUGUUUACGUCUCGAUUGGUAGUGGAGCAUGGCAAGAGCGCGACGAAUAUGAAAAUUGUCGCAACAAACCGUUUGCCUUUACCGUGCUUGAAUACUGGCUUCACGGGGUACUCAUUUUUAAAAGAGUAUUUGUCGUUUUACUUCAUUCCGGUCAGCAACAUGAAUAUAAAAAGAGAAAGAACGAAGACCGUAGAUCUAGGAGCGGAACGUACCAGGACACUGAUACAGUUCAUACAGGCGAUACCUUACCUGUGGAAUAGCAACGACCCGCUGUAUAAAAAUAAAAAAUCCCAAGCCGAAGCAUGGGAGUCCAUUUCCGAGGAGAUGGGCGUACCAGUGCCGGACCUGAGACAUAAAUGGGCUUCCCUGCAAUCCUCGUUCCGUCACUUCCUCGUCCUGUAUCAAAAGGGUCAAGCAUCACAAAAUUGCGAGGGCGGUCAGUUGCCGCGUAGAAGAUGGUACCUUUACGAUGAUAUGCUGUUCCUAUUGGCUAGCGGCAAGGAAAGAACUCCGGAGAGAACGGUAAUCAAACAGAACAACGAUUCCACCGAGGACAUGGAUCAAUCGAUGGACGUAGUUUCCCAUCUCACUGAUACUAAAACGACAACAGGCAACUCGCUCGAAAUGUCAGGCCAAAAUCCUAUCGAGCGGACCGUGCCCUCGCCUUGGGCAGCAGUUUCGCGUACACCGAUCCGGAAACAGAUUAAAUCACGGCACGUAAGCUCGGUAGUCGUUCGGCAGGACCUGUACGCGAAAAGGAAGGUGAUGUACCAGACUAACCCUACCUAUCAGCGGCGUAAAUCGAAUGAGCCUGAUGAUGCUUCCCCCGGCACCACCACACAGAAGGAUGACCGAGUGACCAAUAGCUACUGCGAUGCGCUCCGUUACGGGCAGAAUGUUGGCAGAGUGUUGGCACAGUUGUCACCGCAACGAAGGCAUGCGGUUAUGAUCAAAAUAGACGAAAUACUGCUCGAUACGGCGAAGGAAAGAUAUCAACAACAUUAUGGAGCUGAUCCUUAGUUACUACUAAGCCAGUAAAAAGGCAAGGCUCUUAAUUAAGCAUUUUAUUGUGUAGAGGCGGGAGGCCAGCGGAUGUGAUUUAAUAUUGUAAUUGAGUACGAAUAAUCUAAGGACAUGAAUCUGUUCACGUUCAAAUCAAAUUAUAAAUCAUUCAUUGCAUUCUCGAAAGCUGAAAGACAGGAUCGUUUGAGUUGAACUUACAUAUCUUUUAGUCCUUAGUUCUAAUUUAUUUUAGUCCUCAUUUUUAUUUCUCAAAACUGACUGGCAAGUGAACUAUUGUUCUCGGAUACUCAAUACGCAGUAAAAUUUUGUUUUAUUUUGAUGUCUCAUAGAUUAUUUACCAGGGGAUCCAUUUAUAAAUGAUCAGUUUAAUUUAAAAUUUUUCUGUCGGUUCAGCUUUGACGUGAAUAACCAACAGCGCUGGUAUUAAUUUACUUUUCUCAUGUUUUUAACGCACAUUCUUCUAUGAUGGUUUACGAAAUACACAUGUACCUCCGUGGCAAAGGAUCUCAAUCACUCCAGUAGAUCUGGUUCCACCGCUUU
Molecule: messenger RNA, 1659 nt
Organism: Anopheles arabiensis
Lineage: Eukaryota; Metazoa; Arthropoda; Insecta; Diptera; Culicidae
Exons: 4
Coding region: 88-1116 (342 amino acids)
Biological process (GO): regulation of transcription by RNA polymerase II
Cellular component (GO): transcription regulator complex; nucleus
Source: RefSeq, a predicted model, not a curated record